AGUACGGCAAGCAUUCAAGUCAGUCUCACCCGGCUGGAAAACUGUUGCACGGAUGAACUCAUCCCCACCUGCAGCUUUAACGAUGCCAGCCGAUGACAGCCGAGUGAUCCUGUUCGGUGGGGAAGCAAGGAACUAUUGUACACGGGCCCAUCGUAAAAAGCAUCUGACGGAACUCCUCGUCCACCGGAGGUGCGAUGGGACACGAUAACUGCAAACCAACCAACCAACCGAUCACCGUCCUUCGUGGGGAACGUUCAGUUUUGAUAAAGACAUCGAACCGUGCAGUUCUAAGCUCGCAUAAGGAUAUCGGCGAUCAUCUUUUUAUCAUCUUCUGCUCCUCGAACAACACGCAGCCAAGUGACAACAUUAAAAUUGGAUGAUAAUUAGCUAAUUACCAUUUUUGGGCUUUCGUCUACAGUAGUCGUUUUGUGGUUUUUUGCACCUUGUGUGAGUGAGUGGUGUGCCCGUGCGAGGUGUUGCGUCGGUGAUUUGUGGUUUUUUCUCGUUAGUCGCUCACCUUCAACAGCAACGGUGGAAGUUCUUUUUCUCCCAACCCUUGCCCUUCCCCUUUUCGAUCAGCGGAAACAAGUGCUGUAAAAAGAGAAAGCGAUAGUGAGGAUACGUGUAUGUGUGUGUGUGUGUGUCGCGUGUUUGUGCGUUUGUGAAGUAAAAAGAGCUUUCACUCGACGGAAUCAAAACGAGAGGAAUACUGCCACACUAUUGGCUGCAGCAAGCAUAGUUUCCGGACUUCCGUGGACAUCAAAGCGCAUAACUUCUGGGGAAUCGAAUCGCCAACUAGUGUAUCCAACGGUCUGCCGAUCGUGGCGAAUAAAAACGAUGGAAAAGUUAAUUAUUUGCUGUAAUUAAUUUUGCACUUGCAACUUCAGCAUCAGCAACGGCAUGGUAAAAACGAACUGUCACAAAAAGAUUCUUCAUCACUUCUCAUCAGCGGAAGGUCAACACGUUCGGCAUUAGUGCUUAACAUUACGCUCUGUCAUUUUUCCCAACGUAUGCAGUACAGGGAAAAGGGAAUCUCCGUUUCGUGCUAUUUAAAGCGAAAACUUCCAUUUCGAGAAGUGCCACAGCACAGAGCUUACGAUCCAGUUCUAAUUUAAUACGAAGGUCCGGUGAAACGCACGAACCGAAAGUAUCGCGUACCCCUUCAUCCGUCAGUGCCGUUUCCAUUUUUAUAUAUUGUUUUACCUUUCCAAAUCAAAAGCCCGACAGCGCAUUUACGCCGACUCGAUUCGACCAAAAAGGGAUAAUGAGCCUUGAGGUGGAAUGAUGAUUCAGGCCCGACAUUAAUCAUACCCUCGGCCGGUUGCUGAAUGUACGAACCUGGAACCAGGAAGCAGUGAGCUUUGGCGACUCCACACAUACGUCCGGCGGGAAAUGCAAAAUAGGAUCCGAUCCGUUGGGUUAGUCGGUUGACUGAGGUGGUGGAACUUUUACAUACUCUAGCCACACGGAUCCCUUCAGAGCCCGGAAAGCGUCCGAUACACCUGACCUGGCACGAGACUGCCGAAAUUAAAACAAAACAUCACAAUCUGUUGUACAUACAGUGCCCACGUUUUGCUAGCUCCAAUUUCCGGCUCGGUCGUGGUUUAACGCGAGAGUCAGCAUUGAUCCCUACCGAAAAGAAAAAGCUAUUCGGAUAUAGGCUCACAGGGCGGAGAAACCAGCUCGUCGGCUCGGUUUCUCAUACAACGUUCGACGGUUGUCGCCAGCGGUGUCCAAGCAAGCAGUCAACAUUCCGCUAUUUCAAUUAAAUGUUAUGCCGGCCGCGACCAUGUUUUCCAAGUUCAAAAGUGCCACCACUAGUGCGCCGCCUCAAAAUCCCUACGACAACAAUCCGAUCACGCAGUACUUUGAAGUUGGGAAACUGGUUGCCUGCGCCGGCCCGGAACUAAUAUGGAAAAUUCACGAAGGCUACCGGAAAACGGAUGGCAAGGAAUGUUCCAUCUUUGUGUUCGAGAAACGGACGGCCGAAAAGCUGCACAAACCAAAACGGAAGGAGACGGUUACGGAAAUUUUGCGAGCAUCCGUAAAGCAGCUGGAACGAUUUCGGCAUCCCAAGAUCUUGCAGAUCAUGCACACCGUGGAGGAAAGUUCGGAAACCCUCUCAUUCGCUACCGAACCCGUCAUCGCCAGCUUAGCCAACAUCCUGGCCUAUCAGGAAGCUGGCGGAACAAUUACGGGACCACCGAGCACGGGAGCAUCCGGUCAGCACUGCCCAAACACUAUCGCCACGAACCGGCCAGCCCACGCAAAAGAGUACACGUUCCUGGACAUUGAGCUCAAGUACGGAAUCCUACAGAUAACCGAGGCAUUAUCGUUCUUGCACUAUUCCGGGCAAGUGAUACACAAAAACGUCUGCCCGUCAUCGAUUCUGAUCACGAAGAAGGGCACCUGGAAGUUGGCCGGGUUCGAGUUCACCGAGCGCACCAACGAAACCGAUGCAACCGAUCCCGUACCGUGCCAACCCUGGUCAACCAGAGCCUCCAAGCUGGUGCAGCCGAAUCUAGACUAUAUGGCGCCCGAAAUCCAGAUUAACAGUAGCUGCAGCAUACUGAGCGAUAUGUUUUCGCUCGGGAUGGUUAUUUGUGCCAUUUUCAACCACGGCCGCUCGCUGAUACAGUCGGGCAAUUCAACCUCGACCUACCUGAAGCAGAUGGAACUGCUAGAUGAGGCCGUACAUAAUAUCCUUCCAAGGAUACCGAUCCCGCUGCAGGAGGCAACCACAAGGCUAUUGAAGAAAUCGCCCGGAGCUCGCCCAACGGCUCAGCUACUAACGCUCAUCAAGUACUUCAGCGAUCCAGCCGUCCAGGCGCUACAAUUUCUCGAUGUCAUCAACAUGAAGGAUCCGACGCAGAAAACGCACUACUACCGUAGCACCCUCAGAGAAGUGUUACCGUUCAUACCGCGGAAACUCUGGUGGCAACAUAUCUGGCCUAAUCUGCAGCAGGAAAUGCGUGCUGAUGAAGUGCUGGCCGCAGUGUUACAGCCCGCUCUAACCCUGGUCCAAGAAUCUUCAAACUCGGAAUAUGAAGCAAUCAUUUUACCUACCUUUAAGACUGUUUUUGUAGCUCCAAAAUCUAUACAAGCAACCGUAGCGUUAUUAGAGAACUUACACAUUAUUCUAGAGAAAACACCACGGGAUGAUAUACGGACGGAAGUUUUACCCCUACUGUUCAACGCGUUGGAAAGCACAACGAUACAGGUGCAGAGUGCGGCCCUGGUGGCGGUAACCAAUGUGUACGACUAUCUGGACGACAUUACGAUCAAGAAGCUGGUGCUGCCGAAGCUAAAGUCGGUGUUCGAGAAGAACCAGAGCGAUCUGAAAAUCAUGGGCAAUGUGCUGCAGUGCGUCGAACGUACGCUGGAUAAGCUGGAUAAGUCUCAGAUAAUCGAUGAGGUGCUGCCGCUACUGCUCGAAGUACGACUCACCGAUCCAGACAUCGUGGUGCGCGUCGUCAACAUCUACCGGAUCAUGCUGUGUGACAAAAAGUAUGGCUUAACCGUUAACAUCAUGGCGACGAAGGUGAUGCCCACGCUGCUACCGCAAACAGUGAAUCCGUCGUUAAAUCUCGAACAGUUUAUGAUUCUUCUGGAGGUGCUUCAAGAAAUGCUGGACCAAAUAGAUAGACAACAACGUAACAAAUUGAAGCUGGACAAUCUAUCGCUCCCAUCGCCGGACCGGCACCGGCCACUGCGGCAUCAGUUCUCGUCCGACAACAUGAACGCGCAGCAGUUCAACAUCCCGAAUCUACGCAUCGAUCAGCGCAAAACGUCGAGCGCCGAGGAUAUGGCACGCAAGAACUCGACAGGAUCGGGUGCUCUAGGUAGCUGGUGGUUCGGCGGAUCGCCGUCCUCGCCGGACAGUAACUUCUUGCGUGUGGUAAACGCAUUCCCGAACCGCCGUCUGUCCGACAAUACGCUCAUGACGCCGAAAAUACGCAUCGCGCCCUCUUGUGCUUCGUCUCCGGGUGGAACCCCGGGCGGAGGGCUACCGAUACGACGACACUCGAGCAUUGGUCCGCAGGAACGACGUGGCUCCAACAUCAAUCUGUCACCACCGACUCAGGCUUUCAGCGCUCGAGGAGGCUCCGGUUCGAGCCUUUCUGUGCCUUCCUCAUCCGCUUACGUAGGAGGCUCGAUGCCGAACACUUCGAGCAGUGUUCCGUUCCUACUGUCGUCGAGCAUGCAAUCGAUCCGGAGCCGUCGUACCUCGACCGUGCUCUCGUCCGGACCGCUCGGUUCCGGUUCCGGACUGCUCCAACAGCUCGGUUCCGGCAUGCGACAGCUGUACGCAUUAAUGACCAAAGAUAGAUUCACGAUCAGCAGUAAUAGUAACGCACAGCAGGCACCACCCAAACCACACGCACCUCUGUCAGCAUCCGCAAGCGCUCUCAACACUACAUCCACUGCAUCUGGCAGCGCGGCUACCGUCACCGUCGGCACCAUUAAACUUACCAGCGGCGGAAUCGCAACCAUUACCAAUGCAAGCAUUGCUUCCGGUGCACCCAUCGUUACCGCUCCCCUGCUAGGUUCGAGCGGUCCUCAGGGCUCUACAACGUCGUUGACCAUCACAGGCCAAUUCGCCAAAUGUCCGUCCCCAGGCAGCACGAUCGGUACCGUUUCCACAGGAACGAGUCGUUCGGCCAGUACCACAUUGGGUGCGCCUAUCGGUGGACACCCAACAUCGGUUACCUCCUUUUCAACCUCCCUUUCAAAUCGUAUUACCGCACAAGUUCCUCCACCGACGACACUACCAAUCGGGAGUAUGGCCGCAAGGUCACCAACCUAUGGAACCAGUGCACAUCGUUAGUUUAGCUUGAUUGUACAAUAGAUGGCAGAGAAAGUUCAUUCCAUUAUAUUUAUUACUUCCAGUUUGUGACAUUGUCCUUUAGCAGAUCAGAGUGGGAAAGCUUUGUGUAUGCGCUGUAAAUUAUGCUUAUUACAUUUAUAAUUAAUUAAAACUCAGAAAAAAAUUUCUUUCCGUUUCAUUCCGUAUAUUUAUCUUAAACUAGCUUCACAAACGAUCCUAUGAUAGUGUGCGGUCUAGCACAGAGAAUGUUGUAAAACGAAUUUCAUGUCUGCUAAACAAUGAUAUGACAAGGAUUUCCAUGGCUUAUCAAGCCUGGGAAGAAGAAUAACAUUAAAAUGUUAAGAAAAGAAGGGAUACUUUUUAUAAUCCUUGGAGUAGUUGUGUCUUGACUGUACGCAAUAUAUUUAUUUAAAUCAUUGGUUAUCUAUAAACCACUUGAACACCUUUGCAUUAAUUUUAAUUAAUCCUCACCCAGUUCAAGGACUUCAUAAAAUGAUGAGAUAUGAAAGGAAAAUUUAUUUCAUUCAAGCUCAAAUGUGUAAAAUUAUUGGAUAUCUUUGCUUUUAGUUGUUUUUAAAACAAAAAUUUCAAAUUUAUGUAAUUGAUACAAAUAUUCAAAAUUUUAUUUUAGAAUUUUCAACAAGUACAAUGAAAAUUUUUUCUAAAUGUUCUGAAUUGCUAAAUAUGUAGGAUUAGCGAUCAAAUAAGAAUAUAUGAAUAGAGUUUCAAUAAUACCAUUUGUAACUGAGGUUUUAAUUAAAACAUUUUAUAAUUAAACUCCUGAUAAUGAUAUUAUACAUAUUUUUUUUUUUUUUUUAUUCAUAAAGAACGGCCUGGCCGUAUUGCUUAUUUCUAACUUAUAAAUAGAAUAUAACACCUUUCACUUUAGCUGGGAGGCUUUUCUUCCUCCGAGCCGUGAAAGGGCACCUUAUCCCGGGUGUGCUCGGUUGUAUCGUUGCGUGUUAUUCCGUCAUCCAAAGUCAGGGUCGUAUUCGUGGCGAGGGUCUUAUUAUACAUAUUCAAAAUUAUUAAUUUGUGUUACUUUUGUAAGAAUUAGUAAAUCGAAUAUUUUAACGAAUAACGAAUAACGAAUAACGAAUAUUUUAAGCCAUUAACCAAUAGUUAUUAAACAAGUCGAAUGAAACAGCUUUCGUGUUUACACAUUACUUAAAGUACUUGCAUUUGAUGAGAAUAAAUGAAAACUAGUGUAAAUUUUCUUUUUUUUUGCUCGGUUAAAACAGCCUGGCCGUAUCAAGACUUAUUUUAUCUCGUAACUGGAUAGUCAAUAAUUCCUAAACAGUCAUACGGCCUGGCCGUCCUUAUUGAAAUAAAAAAAAUCAUAAUUCCUAAACAUAUAAGUUGGGUCUUUUAAAGCUUUUAAGUUAACUAGUUUUUUUCACACUUUGCAAAAACACGCAUACCAUUGUAACCCACUCUUCUCUGUUCAUAAAAUCAUGCUUUGUUUAUAUAAGUCACAAAAAUUGAAGAAAACAAUGUAUAAAAUUUCCUUUCUAAUUUUGCUGGUUUCCUAUUCAUGAAUCCGUUUUAUUGGAAAUCCGGUUAAGGUGCUACUGUGCUGUUGUGGUGUCAAAUUUCCGUAUCUAUUCAACAAUCACUCAACAACUUUCAACCUAAUGAGAAUUCAAACCAUUCUUGUACUAUUCACCGAUCAAAUGGUCCCAAAUUUGGCAGAAAUUCAAAGCCGUACACAACGAGCAACGGGGAUGAAGUUUUAUAUUUUACCUGUUAAGCUAAUGAAGGGCUGAAAGCUGAUCAGUGAAACCUUGUUAAAUAGAUAUGUCGCACACAGGUAUCACGCUGGACGUGAUUCGAUUCGAUGUAAAACACCAUACACGUUUAAACUUUAAUCAAAUGUCGGAACACUCGUUUGACACCACAAUUUUCCAUGCAGUCACUCUCGCAUAAUGGUUUGUGUAGUACAACAAGUGGUCCUUUACUAGACGAUGAGCUUUAUAGUAUUUGUGUUUUUUGUGUCCUCUUUCUGCUCGCAGUACAAUGCAUUCAAACAUUUCAGAAACGCUUAAGCGCCAUCUACAUACCUUCCCGAAUGAACGCUCGUUUAGCUGUUCCAUAAGAAAACGCAUCAAGAUAAGCGACAAAAAUGCCCCAUACGGCCUUUGCUAACCACGCCAUCAAGCACUCAGCAUCUUGCUCUUUAGCUCUUUAACACAUUAUCCUUCCGUAUGCCUGCACCAGCGGUGCCAAAUGAUUAAAACGAAGCAAACUUUACGCCCGUCGCUCAAAAGUGAAAGCAACCGUAUGAUCGUCAGUUACUAUGGUGCUGCCGGCACUAUGGUGUGCACGAGUGCACGACACACUCCAAUGGAAAGGUUGAAUUUAGUUUGACGUGCUAUGAAUUUUCCUUCCACCCCAGUGCUGUUCAUACGGAAUUCCGUGCAGUGCGCGAAGCAAUCAGCACCCAGAAAGGGACGAAGAGUAGGUAGUUGUAAGUUACUAUUUCCUUUCUACGCUACUUACUUUGAAUGUUUAAUGUCAAACGUGAAGCAGCGAAAAAAAAGGGAACUUCUUUGCAGGGAUGAAUAGUUUUUCAUCACGGCACAAACUGAAGCUCAUUAACAUGAUUUCAUGGUAAACAGUGUCACGGAGUUACAUUACAGUAUAGCUGGGUUGGUGGGGUAUAAAUCAUUCAACGCUGGAUUAGAAUCCUAUGCCAGGAAAGUCAUUAAACCGUAACCGUUGUAAAAUCGAUGCUUGGAUUAAUGAAAUCUGCAACUAAUCUUUAUUUGAAUUCAACGAAUUCCAUCCCGAACACUACACAAUCCAUUAUGCUCGCGAAUCUGUGUGUAAAAAUGUGUGUGCAAAACCAUUUUUCCAAAAGAGAAAAACUACAAAUAUAAAGCCAAUACAUUCUACAUGGUGUUUUAUACAAACAAAGCAAAACCUAAAAACAAAAGCAAAUACAAUAGCACAAAGUAUGUCAAUUCCGCAACAUAAUGGAUUCAAUGUUAAAAGAAAGUGCCAGGCGGAGUAAAGAAUAGUGGUUCAAAUUUUCUCGCACACCAUCUAGAAAAAAAAAGUUCUACGUUGUUCGUAAGUGUGCACUGUAGCAAAUAUUAUUGCACAGGUCUGAUAAGACGAUAUGAUAUUGAAAACCCUCUAACCGGGGGAAAAUAUUCUGAGGCGCAUCUACAUUGAAUGGUUCCUUUCGUGUCUUAUCUCGUAAAUCUAAAACAAACCCCAGCUGAAUAUUAACAUGUAAAUGCGAAACGUACAUUAGGAAUCAUAUUUCUUACCACAAAAAAACCGGAUCAUCUACCCGACCUUUCGUGAACAGGAAAGAUUGAAUCCCAGAUUAUAUUAACAUUUGAGUAAUUAAUUUUUUUUGCUUUCUGCGUAUUUUGUACACCUAGAUGCUUUGAAUGUAAUUAUCUCACUUCAAAUUAAUUUGCCUUUUCUUUUCAUUACCUAAAGUUAGAAAAAGAAGCUUUACAACAUUAAGACGUUUGUCGUUUGAUUAUACCUAACUAUUUUUUCUGCAUCGUUUGUAGGCUGCCCAUUGCAAGCUCAAGUAAACAUAUACACACAAAACAAGCGAAUCGUUGUACAUAUCACAAAGCUAAAUGUAUCCAUAACAAUCAAACAUUACUGUUGCAUCCGUAAUAUCUAAAUACAUAUGCAUGAAGAUGAGAGGACGAACGAGUGAAGUAUAUAAAAAGUAAAACACUCAGAACGAGAGGAUAGCGUAGCUCAUUCUAAUUUAUUCCGAUAAAAAGAAGAAAAAAAAACAAAUCAUAACAAAUGAUGAUGGUCAACCAGGAUGGAACGUUUAGUGCAAUCGCACCGAUCGUUAGCGAAACUGAGUUGAAGGUUUAAAAACCCAUUCAGCAUGCAGUUGGCAAGCUGAUCCGCCACUCAUUUGAAGGAAUUAUUACUAUAGAUAUAUAUGAAUCUAGAAAUAGCAUUAAUGCACUAAUUUUCAUCGGCACGCUCGCCAAGAGCGCGCCGCUCUAGCUGUAGAAGCAACGUUAUAAAACAAAUGCAUCCAUUUUCCUACUGGAUUUUUCUUUCAUUCUGUUAAUAAGCAGCAUCUGCAAGCAUGUAAGCAUAUAAUGCCAUAAUGUAUGUUUCUUGUGUGUUUGCGCGAGUGUGUGUAUUCGUUAUAAGUAUGCGUGCGUACGUGUGUCAGGAAAUGUUUGUAUGUGCGCAUCAGAAAAAUAUCAGACCAAACGAACCGAUCAACCAUUUCCUUCUAUUUACGAUAAAACGUCCUUACCUCCAUUGUGAAUUUACCUCCGUUUGGUCCGUAGCAUUAAACCCUUGACAAUCACCAAACGUACACUUCGUGGCGUUCUUUCAUCCUUUACCUUCUAGCUAUGACCCAUCAAUCUGCGACUAAAGAACGUCUUAAACCUAUAUUGCUCAAAACGAAAGCACCUAACACAAAUUUCUGUAAUGGGUGAGCUGUAUAACACUUACAAGGAGAAAAACUACAGCUAACGAGAGAUAACUAGUGCUCGCAAACGAUACCAAAAAGAGAAGAAAGAAAAAAACAAACAUGAAAACCAAUAUGAUAAAAAAGAAAACUGUUCCAUAGAUGUGAUGUGAUUGCCAAACGUUGCACGUUUCACCGAACAUAGAGAGAAGAAUGAUCGAAUUUUGCUAAACCCUGUACAUUUUACAAUUAACUAUCAAAAUGGAGGCGCGUGUGCACCUGUUUGUUUUAUAAAGUAUUGUCUUUCCGAUGUUUUGUCCUCAUAAAUCAUAACAAGCAUUGUGUCGAGAAGAUCGUAAUCGCAGCAAUGGCCGGUUUGUUAGUAGCAUAACUUUAGUUUACAUAAAUUAUAAAUUAUAGUCGUUAAAAUAUCCACCGCAGGCGGCAUUAAGAAAAGAAAUGAAUAAAUAAACCCACAGUUGAUCGUAGUUGAUCAAUGAGAGCGAUAGCACUUCUUGUAAGGUCUGCAAUAAUGUGUGGUUUUCAGAAGCAACAUUAUUACACGCAUACUAUGCACGGGCACUGCAAACGAACAGACAAGCACAAGUAAUUGAAAAUAAUUUUUUAAUGGAAUGCAUGUUUCAAAACACUAAGAUAUUAUUAUCUCACACAGGCGCGAUGCAGUGAAGAUGUCCAUGCGCAAAACUGGUCCAUUGUACGAAAUUCUACUGAAUGUUGUUAUAAACAUGUGUGUAUGUCUGAGUGUUACGAUCCGAAUGCAUAAUGCUAAUGCACUCUAAUUAUCUACUGCAAAAACCCCAUUUCCAUUAGCUGAUGCACCUGCAGCUGCUAAUCCGUUCUAGGGAAACAUAAUGGAUACACUUAAAUAUGAAUCACAACACAUCGUUUGUGAAUCACAACUGUUUGGGAAGCUAUUUUUCCCAUUUUCUAAAAUCCAUUCGACCAUUGCAGCUCGUGGUGGUCAUGUUAAUAUUAGCUAGAACCGGUUAAUGGAGACGUUUUCUCUAAUUCAUUGAACAGAACUGUUAGGCAUAGGUUAAGGCAUCACUGUGCACACUAGUAAUAAUGGUAUUAACACACUAACCGAUGUAUCUGAGCUGUAAGACAAUCCUCUCAAAAGAUGAAACCUAUCAACACGUACGCACACACAGGCCCUCCUAUUCGAUACCUACAACGCACGACGGAAUGAUCGUUCGAGAAAGUGUCACAACAGAAAUGUAGACAAAAAAAUCCUUUUAUCAAAACCGUUGUCGAUCAUCAAUCCAUCCUAGCUUUCGUUUCGGAUGUUGCUGUGAUAAUCUGUAUAUCUGACAAAAUAGUAUUCUUUCAUUCCUAAAAGGCACAAAAGCUCGCUAGAAGCGUAAUUUCGUUUGCUAAUUGUUUCAAUAGGUUUAAUUUCCGUUGUUAUCACAUAUCAUACAAACCACCUUUAGUGCUUGAAGAAAGCAUAGCUUUUGUGUCGGUAAUUUGCAUGAUAAAGGAAAAGGAAAUGAGAAAGGAAGGCAUAUCUAUAGCUAGAACUAUUUGUCUACUGAACGCAUUGAUUGAUGUUACUUGUUGGAGUGAAUCUCGUGAAUUGGAUGGAAUAAUAUUUACACGGAAGAAACGGAGAGAGAAACAAAACAAAUCACAACCGCGUACAAUGCGUUAAAUCAGUACACUGUUAUAACAGCUUAGAGAUGGAACCGUGAACCGUAGCUGGUAAAGAGCACAAACAAGCAUAUUUUUGUAGCAUCGCUUAUUGAAGAUUAAAGAUUUUAACCAUUUACUUUGUACCGCAUGCCUGUACCAUGCUUUCAAUUGUAACCGUCAGUCGGUUGAACGUAACGUUAACAGGACACAACUCUCGUGCCACAGGUUGUACGGGGUAAGCUUUAUUCAAAAUACAAGCGUACUGUUUCACUUCCUAAACAUCAGCGGUUCUUCCCUGUGCUGGUUGCGCUUGCAUUGAGACCUAUUAAACCAAUCAGACAAUCCUACCUAGCAGUGUUUCUACCCGAACUGCGAACAAUCAUCUUUCCUAUACUUACUGUUAGAGAAUUUUCCUCCCGAAACUAUUACCUGCCUGCCAGGACAAAUAAUCAAACAUCAGUGUGUUGCACACAGCGGAAAGAUGUGACCGAUUGAAUGGGAAUUAAAAUAAUAAACAGAAAAGCAUAUUCUUUAUAGCGUACAUACAUAACAGAUAGAAGAAAAACAAAUGUUUAAACGUAUGUUUUACAAUAGCUGUUAGCAGACAAAAAUAAAACUAACAAACAACAAUCCACAUGAAUGUAAACCCUGCCACACACACCCCGAAAAUGUGAAGCAUAGAUCGAGCAUGCUGCAAAACAAAACAAGAAAAACCACUCGUUUCAUUAAAUUGUGAAUGUUUUUGCGAAGCCUCAAACACUUAGUACAUACAUACAUAUUUUGAACAGAGCAAAUCACAAAUAACUAUUUUUAUAAAUCUUUUUUAUACAAAUUAAUGCUACACUCGUACAACACCGCAUUGUCACUAUUUAGAUACACAUAUUUCCCUUCACAAUGCGUAGAAAGAUGGAACGUAAUGUAUUUACUAUAUCAACGUGGUUCCCUAGCACACAGAUAAAUUACUGCUGAAUGUUGUUCCUGAUGGCACACAUUAGAUCGUGCGUUAACUCAUACUAUUAGUUGCAAUUUUAAUUUUUUCUUUGCCCUAUGAGAAGAAAAGCACUCCUAACAGAAAAGAUUCAAAGCUAAACCAAAGACAAACCAUUCGGCAACGACAUACCAAAGGCAAAUUGCUCUACAAUUGCAUAUUAACAACUAUCUUGAUGUAAAUGAACUGAAUAUCACACACAUCGGACGAACGAACAUGUUAACUAACAAUAUAUCGAGAUUUGUACUAACCCUGAUCCAAUGAUAUAAUUAAUAAACAACCAAAGCGUGAUUGCAA
This is a messenger RNA of Anopheles funestus (African malaria mosquito), 12180 nucleotides long. It is a transcript of the gene bma, whose product is annotated as SCY1-like protein 2. Gene Ontology annotation, molecular function: protein kinase activity; ATP binding. Bases 1775 to 4828 code for a protein of 1017 amino acids. Gene Ontology annotation, biological process: protein phosphorylation. NCBI's taxonomy places the organism in Eukaryota, Metazoa, Arthropoda, Insecta, Diptera, Culicidae. The transcript is spliced from 21 exons. The record is from RefSeq and is a predicted model, not a curated record.